AUGGCGGCGGCGGGCGCGGGGGCCGGGCCCGGGCCCGGCGCGGGGCCCUCGGCUGGCGCGGGGGCCUCGAACCCGCGCAAGUUCAGCGAGAAGAUCGCGCUGCAGAAGCAGCGGCAGGCGGAGGAGACCGCGGCCUUCGAGGAGGUUAUGAUGGAGAUCUGCUCCACACGGCUGCAGGCCCAGAAGCUGCGCCUGGCCCACGGGCGGGGCCCGUUCUACAGCGGCUCCCUGCCCAAUGUCAACCAGAUUGGCUCCAGCCUGCCCGACUUCCAGGGCCCAUCCCCUCUGGACUCCACGCGGAGCACGCGGCACCAUGGGCUGGUGGAGCGGGUGCAGCGGGACCCCCGCCGGAUGGUGUCCCCCCUGCGCCGCUACGUCCGCCAGAUCGACAGCUCCCCCUACGGACCCACCUACUUGUCGCCUCCACCUGAGCCCAGCUGGAGGAGGACCAUGCCCUGGAGCAACUUCCCGAUGGAAAAAGGACAUUUAUUCCGGCUGCCCUCAGCUCUCAACAGGACAAAUUCCGACUCGGCCCUGCACACGAGCGUGAUGAACCCCCCUCCCCAGGAUUCCUACCUGGGCCCCUCCCAGGCUGCCCCCCCGCCUGGCCGGCGCACGGGUUUCCUGGACGGGGACUCAGACAGCAAAGUGUUUCUUUUCCAAGUGCCUCCCAUCGAAGAGAACUUUGAUGACAACAAGCACUCGCUGAAGCCCUGGGACACCAAGAAGCUCUCGUCCUCCUCGGCACGGCCCCGAUCCUGCGAGGUCCCAGGCAUCCAUGUGUUCCCGUCCCCGGACCAACCUGCCAAUGUGCCCCUCAUGCCCUCGGCCCUCAACACGGGGGGGUCCCUGCCCGACCUGACCACGCUGCACUUCCCGUCCCCCCUGCCCACCCCCCUGGACCCCGAGGAGGCCCCGUUCCCCCCCCUGAGUGGGGGCAGCAGCACCUCCAACCUGGCUACCACCAUGACCCACCUGGGCAUCAGCGGCACCGGCACGGGGGGGCUGGGCUACGACCCCCCAGGACUCCCCUCACCUCUGCAGAGCUCCCUGAGUAACCCGUCCCUGCAGUCCUCCCUGAGCAACCCCAACCUGCAGGCCUCCCUGCAGGCCUCCCUGCGCGGCCCCUCCCUCCAGGCCUCCCUCAGCAACCCCUCUCUCCAGUCCUCCCACAGCAGCUCCUCCAUCCCCUCCUCGCUGUCCAACCAGUCCCUGCCCUCGUCCCUGUCCUCCUCGCUGUCCAACCCGUCCCUGCCCACAUCCCCCCGGAGCCAGCCCCUCCAGUCCUCGCCCAGCAACCCCAGCCUGCCCUCGGGGCUGGGGGGCUCCUUCGGGACCACGUCUCCCCGGCGCCGGGUCCCGCUCAGCCCCCUGUCCCUGCCCGUGGCUGGUGACUCCAGACGGCAGCACCCCAAACAGUUCUCACCAACAAUGUCACCCACAUUGUCCUCCAUCACCCAGGGGGUGCCCCUGGACACCACGAAGCUGCCGGAGCAGCGGCUCCCACCGUACCCCUACGGCCAGCCCGGGGUGCUGCUGGGGUCCCAGCCCCCCCCGCGGCCACCCGCACCCCCCCCGCGCCCCUACGGCCCCCCCUACCCCCCCCCCGGCCCCUCCCUGGGGCAGCCCCUGGCGCAGCCCCCCGGAGACUUCGGCCUGGGCAGCCUGGAGCAGUUCGGGAUGGGGGACAGCCCACCCGGGAACAGUGGAGGGUUCCCCGACGACCUGGGGGCCCUCAGUUACCCCCUGAGCGAGGGGGGCUACGACCCCUCUGCCCUGAACCGCCCGAACCUGAGCAACUGCAGCCGCCACGGGCCCAUCCCCAACAUCAUCUUCACAGGCGACUCCCCCCCGGGGCUGUCGAAGGAGAUCGCGACGGCGCUGGCAGGGGUUCCGGGUUUCGAGGUGGAGGGGGGGGCGCUGGGGGGGCUGGGGGGGCUGGAGGAGGAGCUGCGCAUCGAGCCCCUCACCCUGGACGGGCUGAGCAUGCUGAGCGACCCCUGUGCGCUGCUCACCGACCCCGCCGUCGAGGACUCCUUCCGCUCCGACCGCCUGCAGUGAGCCCAGCAGGCCCCCCCCGCCGCAGGGACCCCCCCGCGACCCCCGGCGCCGCCCCCGGGGCCACCCCCCGGCCCC
This is a messenger RNA of Neopelma chrysocephalum (saffron-crested tyrant-manakin), 2136 nucleotides long. RefSeq names its product CREB regulated transcription coactivator 2 (gene CRTC2). Gene Ontology annotation, biological process: positive regulation of transcription by RNA polymerase II; protein homotetramerization. Gene Ontology annotation, molecular function: cAMP response element binding protein binding. The record is from RefSeq and is a predicted model, not a curated record. Gene Ontology annotation, cellular component: nucleus; cytoplasm. Lineage: Eukaryota; Metazoa; Chordata; Aves; Passeriformes; Pipridae.